Molecule: messenger RNA, 516 nt
Organism: Postia placenta MAD-698-R-SB12
Lineage: Eukaryota; Fungi; Basidiomycota; Agaricomycetes; Polyporales; Adustoporiaceae
Exons: 2
Coding region: 1-516 (171 amino acids)
Source: RefSeq, a predicted model, not a curated record
AUGUUUUCCCCUGCAACCCCUAUCGACAAGGAGACCCUGAAGCACCUCCUUCCCCUUCGAUACAAUGGGAAGGCCGUGAUAGAAUGCAACCAGUUCAUCUCCCAGUUGCUCAUUUACUGGAGUAUCAACACCGCCCUCUCCACCAUCGAGCUCAAAGUGCAAGUUGCAUUAAGCCUGCUUGAUGGCGAUGCCUGCACCUGGGCCACCCCAAUUUUUGCCCAACUUGCAUCCAUUGCUGUCAGAGUGCAAGAGGCCAUAACACUGUUUGCCGAUGUCAAGGCUUUCCUCACAGUGUUCAAAGGCCACUUUGGCAACCUUGACGACGCUGCGUCUGCAUGCACUGCCGCAGAGUUCUCUGCAUUGUUCAAGGGUUCGGCGGACUGUUCUGGGUAUGGCGACCUGGAACUCUGUAACAAGUACCUGAGUGGCAUCCCCUCCCAUGUAUGCCGCAAGAUCGAGCUCGAAACAUUCACCACGUGGGAAACCACUGAAAAGUGCGCCACAAAAGUUGAAUAA